Molecule: messenger RNA, 1518 nt
Organism: Aspergillus wentii DTO 134E9
Lineage: Eukaryota; Fungi; Ascomycota; Eurotiomycetes; Eurotiales; Aspergillaceae
Product: cytochrome P450
Exons: 7
Coding region: 1-1518 (505 amino acids)
Molecular function (GO): monooxygenase activity; iron ion binding; oxidoreductase activity, acting on paired donors, with incorporation or reduction of molecular oxygen
Source: RefSeq, a predicted model, not a curated record
AUGGAUUCUUCAUCUCAUCUUUUGUCGCUGCUGGCUAUUUUUCUGGCCUGUGCGACCGUUGUCAACGCUAUCUGCGUCGUCUUUUAUCGUCUCUUCUUCCAUCCUCUGGCUAAUAUCCCCGGUCCACUCUUUGCCAGAGUGUCGUAUUUCUAUUCCUUUUGGUAUAAUCUGCACAGAGGACGGUUUUAUCUGCAGGUGCACAAAUUACACGAAGAGUAUGGCCCUAUUAUCCGCAUCACCCCCAAUGAAAUCCACCUCAGCGACCCAGACAACUGCGAAAAAAUCUACCACGUCGGUUCACGAUACGGCAAGAAUCCAGGCUUCUACGGCGCAUUCGGCACGAAGAAGGCCACUUUCACCACUCCCCAUCCAGACGUACACCGAGUGAAGCGAUCCGCUCUCAACCCCUUCUUCUCGCGCAAGAGAGUUCUAAAUCUAGAGGAGAUUGUGCAACAAAAGGCUCGAGGAUUGGUAUCUCGUAUGAGAGCUGCGUUCGAAUCAACAGGACGUAUCGAUCUUCAUCAUGGAUUCCGCGCGAUAUCCGUCGACGUCAUUACGGAUUAUGCAUUUGAUCAUUCGUAUGACUUUUUGAGUCAGGAAAACUUUGGCGUCGAGUUCUUUGAUAUGAUUCGCGAUUUUGGGCCGGCGUUUUGGUUCUUUCAGCAGUUUCCUGCUGUGCAGCCUGUUGCGCUGGCUACGCCUUUCUGGGUGGCCAAGUUGGCUAGUGGGGCGUUGACGAGGAUGAUGAUACAUCAUGAGAACUCUCGAAAGCAGAUUCUCCGAGUCAAAGAAGAGGUGGAUACGGGGAAGAAGAUAUCUCGGGCGACUAUCUUCCAUCAACUUCUGCAGCCGGAUGCAGCCGAGGGAUAUGUUGUUCCCACGGUUGAGGAGCUCAAGGACGAGGCGUACAUUCUUGUUGCUGCAUCGGCGGAUACCACUGGCAAUGCGUUGACUAUUGCUGCAUAUAAUGUCGUCACCAAUCCGAAGAUAUAUGAACGUUUGACGGCAGAGUUGAGAGAAGCGUUUCCUGACUCGGAAGAUAAUUUGGAUUUCACAACGUUGGAGAAGUUGCCAUAUCUGACUGCAAUCAUCAAGGAAGCUCUCCGAUUAUCAUGCGGUGUCCCUGGUCGACUUCCACGCGUUGUCCCCGAGUCUGGCGCAGAGUUUAACGGCCACUUUCUUCCUCAUGGAACCGUUGUCAGCAUGAGUUCAUGGACAAUGCACCACAACGAAGACCUUUUCCCUAACUCUGAAACCUUUGAUCCAACCCGCUGGACGGAUCCAGCCAAGGCGAAAGCAUUGGAUAAAUAUCUAUUCUCGUUUGGAAAGGGCUCGAGACAAUGUGUUGGCAUGCCACUUGCGUAUUGUGAGCUUUAUGUCACGCUCGGUCGGGUGUUUCGAGAAUUUGAUGACUUGAAGACGAGAAAGAAGGGUGAGGGGGAAAUGAUAUAUGAUGAUUACUUUUCUGCGUAUCAUCCAGAGAAGUAUAAUAAGUUUAUCUUUGAGAGAUCGAGCUGA